Messenger RNA from Pochonia chlamydosporia 170, 300 nucleotides. RefSeq lists its product as hypothetical. Bases 1 to 300 code for a protein of 99 amino acids. The transcript has a single exon. Lineage: Eukaryota; Fungi; Ascomycota; Sordariomycetes; Hypocreales; Clavicipitaceae. The record is from RefSeq and is a predicted model, not a curated record.
AUGACUUUACUGCAUUCAAGUUGCAUGAAUGUAGUAAUAAGAUAUGGAGUAUAUGUUGGCCACAGGGCGUUUUGCCCCGCUGCCAAGUGUUUCCAUAUGCAUUCGGAAUUGUCCAACUGUCGCCCACUGUACAUUCUUGGAACAUCUCAAUUCUCCUUUCUCUUUGAAUUACAUUCUAUUUGUAGAAUAAGACGCUUCUUAAUACGACAUGACCCAUUGGAUGACCAGUUAGGGAGUACAGUCACAGAGCUUAACGACCAUACAACGCAAAUCACUAUCAGAUACUCCGGUAUUGACUGA